GUUCUUUGUUUGCUAGGUUUGAAGGUAACGCGCAUGCGUACUGGCGCUCUUCAUUUACACACUACACAGGUGCGCUCAGCUCAGCUCAACCCACAGAGGAGGAGGACACACUGCAGCAGGAGGAUGAAGUGACAGAGAGCAGAGAGCACAGUCAACAUGGAGGACUUCUUCAAAACGGUGGGGGAGUUGAGAAGCCUCAUUGAAAAAAUCUCCUGCCAAGCAGAAGAGGUGGAGAGAAGCCACGGCGCCAUCCUUUCCACUACAAACCAAGACAAGAGGCAGAAAGACGACUUGGAGCUGCUGAACAAUGAGACCAAGAAGAAUGCCAACUUGGUCCGAGCCAAGUUAAAAUCAAUGCAGGAGAACUUGCCUGUGGAUGAGAACAGUAUUAGGGUCUCAGCAGCUCAGCGUAUUCAGAAGAACCAGCACUCCCACCUGACUCGGUGCUUUGCUGAAGUCAUGAGGGGCUACCAUAAGACGCAGAUCUCCUUCAGAGAGAAAUGCAAAGCACAGAUUCAGAGACAGCUGGAGAUUGUGGAUAAAGUGACUACGGAUGAAGAGUUGGAGGAGAUGCUGCACCGUGACAAUCUUGCCAUCUUCAUAUCUGAUAUCAACUCUGACGCUCGGAUUUCAAGCCAGGCUCUGAGCGAGAUCGAAUCUCGUCAUCAGGACAUCAUCUGCCUCGAGGCCAGCAUCAAAGAGCUGCACGAGAUAUUUGCCGACACCGCCAUGCUGUUGGAGAUUCAGGGGGAGUUGAUCAACAACAUAGAAAAGAAUGUGACGAGUGCCGCAGAGUACGUAGACGCAUCCAAAGCAGAAACCUACGAAGCAGUGACGUACAAGAAAAACCGACACAAGAUAGCAUCACUCCCGAGGUUCUUCAAGUCCUUCAGGAGGAAAACAGCUAAGUAACAGCUAAAACUGCUACUGAUCAAAACACCUCCGCCUUAAACCACGACUGAGCUCCUGAACCUGUUUGAACACCGACUGUACCUAACAUCCUGAUCAACAUCAAAGCCUGUGUGCUCGACAGAACACACUUUUCAUCUGAUCUAUUACGGUACAGAGCCUGUCUGCCCGCUCAAAGGAUAAUGAGGAAGCUGUUAUUUUUAUUUGCAUUCAAACUGCUGUGAUAAUGAUCUGUCAAAAUGAAAGUGACAAGAUACUGAGCCAGCUUCUGAGGCUACCUGGACAACUGCAGCAUCCCAAAAAUCUGAAUUUGAACUUACUUGUCCAAUGUUUACAGACUCUCAUAGCAAAAUUGCUCCAUUUCCAUCACAAUAAUACAAACAAAUCUUUUAAAACACGAACCCAAGCUACACUUUUAGACGCACUUACCCUUUCGGAUUGAUUUGUCCAUUUAUUUCCUCACUCACAGUUAGCCGUUGUUCCACAUAGUGGCCAGUAGAUGGCGUGGCAACAUUAGAUAGGACCAGGAUCACAUACCUUCUUUCCUCUCUGCAGUCCUGCUGAAAUCUUGUUUUUGUCUGAUACUGUGUUUUACUAAUGCAAAUAUAAUAUAAUAUUCUGUUGUCUAAUACUAUGAAAAAAAUGUUUGUAAUGUCUUAGGAUGAACUGUAAGACCAUGCCAAUCCUAAAAUAAACCUAAGCUACGGUACAUAA
This is a messenger RNA of Sebastes umbrosus (honeycomb rockfish), 1623 nucleotides long. Its product is annotated as syntaxin-2-like. Gene Ontology annotation, molecular function: SNAP receptor activity; SNARE binding. The coding region runs from base 157 to 912 and encodes 251 amino acids. The record is from RefSeq and is a predicted model, not a curated record. NCBI's taxonomy places the organism in Eukaryota, Metazoa, Chordata, Actinopteri, Perciformes, Sebastidae. Gene Ontology annotation, biological process: exocytosis; intracellular protein transport; synaptic vesicle fusion to presynaptic active zone membrane. The transcript is spliced from 9 exons. Gene Ontology annotation, cellular component: plasma membrane; SNARE complex; synaptic vesicle.